Molecule: messenger RNA, 984 nt
Organism: Drosophila navojoa
Lineage: Eukaryota; Metazoa; Arthropoda; Insecta; Diptera; Drosophilidae
Gene: Nubpl
Product: NUBP iron-sulfur cluster assembly factor, mitochondrial
Biological process (GO): iron-sulfur cluster assembly; mitochondrial respiratory chain complex I assembly
Cellular component (GO): mitochondrion
Molecular function (GO): ATP binding; ATP-dependent FeS chaperone activity; 4 iron, 4 sulfur cluster binding
Source: RefSeq, a predicted model, not a curated record
GGACAACAUAACGACUUGACCAUUUUUAAAAGUAAAGCAAGCGGAGCAUUUCAAGUAGCUGGUAAAGCACCAGUAGCCAUGGCUUUAUUGAUGCGCUUGUGUCAGCGGAGCUGUUCUACAAAGCUCAAGGAUCAUCAAGCGGCACUGAUGGCCCGCAGUUUACCUAAACGGCAAGCACUGCCCGGCGUCAACAACAUAAUUGUUAUAGCAUCAGGAAAAGGUGGUGUAGGCAAAAGCACUGUAGCAGCAAAUUUCGCUUGCAGUUUGGCCAGGUUAGGAGCGCGAGUAGGUUUGUUGGACGGUGAUAUAUUUGGUCCAAGUAUUCCACUGAUGAUGAACCUCCACAGCGAACCUCGAGUCAAUGACAAAAAUCAAAUUAUACCGCCACAGAACUAUAAUGUGAAGUGCCUGUCAAUGGGCAUGCUUACGCCGCCUGAUGGUGCAAUUAUAUGGCGCGGUCCGUUGGUAAUGUCAGCCAUACAGCGCCUGCUUAAAGGCGCCGAUUGGAGUCCGUUGGAUGUGCUGGUCGUAGAUACGCCGCCUGGCACUGGUGAUGUGCAUCUCUCACUAACACAACACACACCUAUUACAGGUGUCCUCUUAGUCAGCACACCGCACAAGGCAGCCAUCGAUGUCACAAUUCGUGGAGCUGAGAUGUACCACAAACUGAAAGUACCGAUCCUUGGCUUGGUAGAAAACAUGCGUUAUUCCAUCUGUGAUAAUUGCAAUCAUCACAUCGAGUUUUUCAAGCCUCGAACUGAAUCUUCACAUCCGAAGCUGCCAGAGACGCUCAUCUCAUUGCCUUUAGACUCACAUAUAGCCGAUUGCGGCGAGUCGGGCACACCUGUUGUUAUUAAGCAUCCAGACUCUGAACACGCCAAGCUCUUCAAUAAACUGGCGCUUCAGGUUUGGAGUACAUUGCAAGAGAAGCAAGAGACAAAUGAAACAGCUAAUGAUACAAAUAAAUAAUAGAAACUAAUAUUU